Molecule: messenger RNA, 1618 nt
Organism: Zophobas morio
Lineage: Eukaryota; Metazoa; Arthropoda; Insecta; Coleoptera; Tenebrionidae
Product: myrosinase 1-like
Exons: 5
Coding region: 58-1524 (488 amino acids)
Biological process (GO): carbohydrate metabolic process
Molecular function (GO): beta-glucosidase activity
Source: RefSeq, a predicted model, not a curated record
GAAUCCUCUUUCGUUAAAUCAUUUAGAGUUUAGACGGUUGCACUGUGCACCUACAACAUGAAAACCUUUCAAGUAUUACAACUUUCUCUGAUUUUUUCUAUUUUUGUAAACUUAGUCCAAUCCCAGUAUUUAUUUCCUGAUGACUUCAAGUUCGGUGUAGCCUCGUCCGCUUAUCAAAUCGAAGGAGCUUGGAACGUCAAUGGUAAAGGAAUGAGCAUAUGGGAUCGAAUUACCCACACAACAGAUAUAGUACCAGAUAACGCCACGGGAGACAUAGCUUGUGAUUCAUACCAUAAUUGGGAAAGAGAUGUUGAAAUGGUAAAAGAAACAGGAGUUGAUUUUUAUCGAUUUUCUUUAGCUUGGACCAGAAUAUUUCCUGACGGAUACAUAAGUUACGUAAACCAAGAUGGCGUUGACUACUAUAACAAUAUUAUUAAUAAGCUGAUUGAAAACGACAUAGAACCUGUUAUAACAUUAUACCACUGGGAUCUACCCCAGAUGUUUAGCCCGCAAGGUGGAUGGGCCAAUCCAGCUAUUAUAGAUCUCUUUACUUAUUAUGCCAAAAAAGCAUUCGAAUUUUUCGGUGACAGAGUCAAAUUAUGGAUUACGUUCAACGAACCGAAAGUUUUUUGUCAAGAUUUUAACUUGUUUAUGAGUGCGGCUAAUGAGGUUUACCCGAGUGGUGUAAUAGAUUAUAUGUGUACUUAUCACGUCCUCAAGGCCCAUGCCGAAACAUACCACAUUUACAACAGAGAAUUUAAAGCUACUCAGAAAGGUAGAAUAUCGCUAACGUUAAACUUUGAAUGGUCGGAACCGGGGUCUGACAGUCCGGAAGAUAUUGCAGCUGCAGAACAGAGACGACAGUUUGAGUUUGGAUUAUAUGCUAACCCAAUAAUUAACUUCGACUAUCCAAAAAUCGUGAAAGAUCGUAUUGCUGAACGGAGCAAACAGCAAGGGUUUCCUGAAUCACGUUUGCCACAGUUUACUCUAGCUGAAAAAUUGAGGAUAAGAGGGACGUACGACUUUCUGGGUCUUAAUCACUACAGUACCUGGCAUGUAUUUGCUGCUGCAGAACGAGAUAUAGCAGAGAUCAGUUAUGAAUCAGAUAUGGGAACGUUUCGAAAUCAAAGUAAUGAGUGGCCAACAUCAGGAUCUGACUGGAAUAAAGUAGUGCCGUGGGGUUUGCGAAGAAUUCUGCAGUGGAUCAAAAAGACCUACCGAAACCCAAUAGUCCUAAUAACCGAAUGCGGUUAUCCAGAUCAAACUGGAACGCUGGAUGACGAACCAAGACAAGAUUUUCUCAGAGAUUACUUUAACGCAACACUUGAGGCAAUUCAUGAAGAUCAAGUAAACGUCCAAGCGUUUACGAUCUGGAGUUUAAUGGACAAUUUGGAAUGGCAGCAAGGAUAUCGGAUCAAAUUCGGAUUAUUCCAUGUGGAUUUUGAGGAUGAAGCUCGAACAAGGACAGCAAAAAAAUCUGUGGCAUACGUACGAAGCGUGGUGGAAACGAGGAAAACAGAUUAGAUUAAUUAAUUUAUAUGCAUUGUACAAAAGUUAAAUCGAGCUAAGCUGGUAAUAAUGUUUUAUGUGCACAAUAAAGUUCCUGUCAACAAAUUAA